This is a messenger RNA of Seriola aureovittata, 6393 nucleotides long. It is a transcript of the gene scarb2a, whose product is annotated as scavenger receptor class B, member 2a. The record is from RefSeq and is a predicted model, not a curated record. Bases 384 to 1976 code for a protein of 530 amino acids. Gene Ontology annotation, biological process: receptor-mediated endocytosis; protein targeting to lysosome. Gene Ontology annotation, molecular function: scavenger receptor activity. The transcript has 13 exons. Gene Ontology annotation, cellular component: membrane; lysosome; cytoplasm. NCBI's taxonomy places the organism in Eukaryota, Metazoa, Chordata, Actinopteri, Carangiformes, Carangidae.
GCAGCAAGGGGAGGUGGACAGCUCUUCGCUUACGUCCCGAUGUGCUGAGAGCUGCUGCUUCAUUUCACCACCGCCCCAGCACCACAGCAGCUCAGUCCUCACUCUGUCGUCCAGUGUGAUCCCGGAUUUUGAUGAGAAGUGCCAACAUUUUUCUCGACUCUCAUUUUCUUUCCCCUAUCCUGCCUCGCCGAGAAGCCCACGCCAAGACGGCGGAGAGAGAAGUUUACCAGCUGCUGCUCCGGAGACGCCGAGGUUUCACGGUCUCAUACACCUCGUCUUCGUUAUCUUUUAGUUAAUUUUUUUUUUUGGGGGGGGAAGUUAACAUCGACUUCGGUAAAGUUUUUUUCCGGGGGCCCGAGAGGAAAACACAUCCGUCCGGCAUCAUGACUCGAAGAUCCUGUGCGAUUUACGCCACCGGCAUCGUGUGCGCUCACCUCCUGAUAGUGGGGAUCGCCUUGGUCGUGGCUCAAGUCUUCCAAACAAUGAUACACAGCCGGUUAAAAAAGGAAAUGACUUUGACGGAGAAGAGCAGAGUGUUUGAGUCAUGGAAGAAUCCACCUCCACCUGUUUAUAUGGAGUAUUACUUCUUCAAUGUGACCAAUCCAGAGGAGUUCUUGAAAGGCGGGAAGGCAUCUGUAAAACAGAUCGGACCCUAUACUUACAGGGAAUACAGGCCGAGAGAAAACAUAACUUUCCUGGAGAACGGCACCAAGAUUUAUGCCCUUAACCCGAAAACCUUUGUCUUUGUGCCUGAGAAGUCCGCCGGAGACCCCAAGGUUGACAUCAUCAGGACUGUCAACAUCCCAUAUGUGGCGGUGAUGAACGAGAUGAACUCCUACUCCUUCAUCGUGCGAACUUUAAUUUCCAUGUACAUGAACAGCCUGGGUGUCGAGCUGUUCAUGACACGCACCGUGGAUGAGUUCCUGUGGGGAUUCAAAGACCCUAUUCUCACAAAGAUCCACUCCAUGAAGCCUGACGUGGAUGAAUAUUUUGGGCUGAUGUGGAAGAAAAAUGGCACUCAUGAAGGAGAGUUUGUGUUCCACACUGGCGAGGAGAACUACUUGGAUUAUGGCAAGAUUGACACGUGGAACGGCCUGAGGAAGAUGUCGUGGUGGUCUUCCAAUCAGAGCAACAUGAUCAACGGAACGGAUGGCGCUGUCUUCCACCCUUUAAUAAACAGGAACGAGUUACUCUACAUCUUUGCUGCCGAUCUCUGCAGGUCUAUUCAUCUAGCCUAUGUGGAAGACGUGGAGGUGAAAGGCAUCCAAGCGUACCGCUUUGCACCCCCGAGCGACGUCCUCAUGAGUCCCGAAGACAACCCCGCUAACAAGGGCUUCUGUGUGCCAGCUGGAGACUGUCUCGGCACCGGGGUGCUUAAAGUCAGCGUUUGUCGAGAAGGUGCUCCCAUCGUCGUGUCUUUCCCCCACUUUUAUCAAGCGGACCCCAAGUACAUCAAUGCUGUCGACGGGCUCAACCCCAACAAGGAGGAACACGAGACGUACCUCGACUUGCAGCCGACCACGGGAGUUCCCAUUCGUGCCUGCAAGCGAGCUCAGCUCAAUAUCAUUAUGAAGAGAGUCCAAGGCUUCCCCAAAACCAAGUACAUCAACGAGACCAUUUUCCCCAUCAUGUUCGUCAAUGAGACGGCGACCAUUGAUGAUGACUCAGCUUCCCAGAUGAGGACGCUGCUCUUGAUUGUGACCCUUGUGUCAAACUUCCCCUUGCUCAUCGUGGGUUUGGGCAUCAUCCUGCUGCUGGUGCUCGUCGUCUUGUUCUGCCGAAACCGCCAGAAGAAGAAUGAAGUAAAACGUAUUGAUUUUACUGAAGCUUUUCAUUCUUUUACUACGGCAAAAGAGGACACGGCCUACACUCAGGUCAGCGACAAACCGGACGAGCCGUCGGAAACGCCAGCCAACCAGCCAAUGAGGAAUGGCUCCUACAUUGCCAUGUCUCCAGUGGAGGCCCAGAAGUGUUGAUUGAGGAUCUCCUGCCCAAGUGUGGAGCUCAGGAAGGGGGCUGAGGGAGCAGCACAGGGGUGUUACAUUACCACGGGUGGGGGUUCACACACACAGUGGGCUCGUUUUCACGUAUUUUGGGUGGUGGGGAGGAUAGGGAAAAGGGGUGGGACACAAACCCCAGUAUAUGUUUAGUCAACAAAGACGUUGCUCCUCUCACUGAGCCCUUUUAUGACUGUCUGUCCUCCUCUACUCUACCUGCUGAGCAUGGCCCUCACUGCCUGCCGUGCUGCAACACAACAACAAACUCUCACACCUUUAUUCCUCAUUUCCGUCCUGGUCGGCCCCUUAAACACGCCGGGACUCUGGGUGGGCUCAGCCAGGACAAGCCUUUUUUCCAUAAUUCUUCUGAGGGAACACAGUAGCAUAGGUGUCGCUGCUGCACACGGAUGCAUGAUCUUCUGAGCAGACUUUUGUCGACUAACGUGGCUAAAAGAGUGUUUAGUAUUCACCUGAACAACAGUGGGUGUUGUUACAGUUGUAUUCUUGCUAAUUUCCUCUCCAUCAGUGUUGCGUGAGGAGAACACUUUCAAGUCGACAGAUUAAAAAGCCCCUGUAAACUGAAUCCUUAGGACAAAACUCUGAACUCCUGGGCACAGAGGAUAAAAUGGUUUUGCUAAAACUGAACUUGGCAUAUCCUUUUUGUACAAACGAAAGAAAGACAGAAAAGAAAAAUGGACUGAGCCAAACUAUUUAUAGGAUUUUUGCCUUUUUUCCUAAGAUGAAUUAGUGCGCACACACCGCACUCAAGUAUCAAUUAGUGAAAGUGUCUGUGCACCUUUAUCUUACACUUCAGUGUCCUGUUUAGAUGGACAAUGGGCAACUGUUUUUCUUGACACAGGCGUGGUGUAGUGUGACACAUGAAAUACUUGUGAUUUUGGCCCCACCCCCUCCUCUUCUCCUUAUUUUUUGUCUGCAUUACUUUUUUUUUUUUUUUUUUUCAAAACACUAGUUAAAAAAAUGAAACAUUCAGCUACAUUUCAAAGUCCUCAUUAGUUAAGGUGAUACAAGCUAGAUGUGAAAUUGUUAGGAUUGCCGACUAGCUUGAUAAAGUCGCACCUUUUUAGGCUUCAUCACACAUCGAGACAAAAAGGAAAAAAACAAACACCCACAGAACUUACAAGGGAGACUUGAACCUGCUUUCUGCCUUACAAUGGUUCAGUGUGUUCUUUAUGUUCAUACAUUGUUCAAAUAAGCUGGAAAUCUCUUUGUCCUUAUUGUACAUAUAUAAAAGGGGAAAUGUUGAGAUACCUCUGACCAAAUCCAGCAAGCAGUCCUCCUAGGUGUGCUGAAAGACACUAACUCUGUCUGGUGUCGACCGCUCCUGCACGUCUACACUGUUACUUAUUAGAGAAAGCACAAUUUGGAUUGCUAAAACCAGUCCUCACACAAGGCUACCAGGUUUUUUUUGGUCCUAUUACUAUUAUAUUUACAGCUGAUCUGUCAAAGACACUUGUCAAGUGCCGUGACUAUAAAAAAAAAAAGAAAAAGAAAAAGGAAUCAUUGGGUGUUGAGGGAGCCCUGCGCGCCACCCGUCGCUGUGCAGUCGUUCGGUUUGCCAAGGAGCUGUAGGCAUUCAGGCAAACGCAGCACACAGCACUUGAAUCACUGUUUGUCUUAUGUUUCAUGAUGUGUUUUUCAUUUUUCUGUCCGCCACAUUUGUCUCAUCACACGUCAAAACCCAUUGCUGUCUGUCGAUGGGAAGUGAAUUUAAGGCCAUAAUACUGUCAAUAUGGAAAAUUCCCUGCACUUUGCCUGGAAAUUGUGCCCUGUGUAUUUUCAUUGUUUUUUUGUUUGUUUUUUUUGUCCUUGUCAUUUCAGUGCAGGUGGUCCAUAUGUUCAGUACAUUUCAAUGGUUUGUCCUGGCUAGUGUUGGUUGUGCUGUUGUUGUAAAUGGACAACAGACAUCCCUGCCUCUGUGUUACUUGCUUCUCAGCACAUGGAGUGUCUUCUUUUGAUAUACUUUUGUAUUUGUUAUUGCUGCUAAAAUAUGCCAUAACCUAUGGACUUGUAUUUGAAUAUGGGUUAUUAACCAUAAUGUGCUCGUAUUCGGUUUCAGGUUGAUCCACAGACUUUUUUUUUUUUUUUUUUCUCAAGUCUUAAAUCUUGAAGGCUUUCUGUGUCGCCAACCCUUUGACACCUGAGCACAAAGAUACAAAGCCCAAAGCUUUCUGCCAUUUAUUGGAAUUAGCAGUUACAGUUAUCACUAGAAACGUUUAUGUAAAGUAAUCACUAGUUAACCAGUCAUUCCUCAAUUAACAGUUGAACUGACCAUAUCACAUGUACCAUGGGGGUUAAUAUAUAGGGUUAGUAAACUUGACAGAAAGGGCGAGCCACUCCAGCGCCAUCUAAGAUUGGUGUCAGAAGUCUGGUUCUGGGUUUAAUAGCACCGGUGGAGAGUCCUUUUUAAAGCAGUUCAACAUUUUGGGGAAUAGGCUUAUUCGCCUCCUGGUGGAGAGUUAAGAUGAGAAGAUUGAUGCCACUCUUGUGUUUGUCUCCUGAAUUUGAAGCUACAGCCUGGAGAUGCUUAGCUUAGCUAGGCCAGCCUGGCUCUGAUGAUUUUAGCCUCUCAAAUGUGUUAUAGGAUGCUAUCAUUGACAUUUAAUGCAGUUUUUUAAAAUGUUUUGUAGACCAAUCUAGAAAUUAAUUGGCUGAUUAAUCCAUAAUGAAAAUGAUCAUUAGGUGCAGCCCUAGUGAAAAUUACAGUUCAUUGUUUUCUGGGUGGUUAUGUGAUGGAGAAUUUCUUGGUUCCAGGAAGUUACUGCAUCAACAAAUAAUUUGGCAGGUAACCAUCUGUAAAACUGGUGCUUGUAAGAGCCAGAGCCAGGUUUCCGGUCUUUAUGCUAAGCUAAGCAAAGCUAUGCUCCAUCUUAAGGUUUAACAGACAGACACGUGAGUGGUAUUAAUCUUCUAAUCUAACUCUCCAGCAGAAAGUAAAAAAGUAUGUUCUCCAAAAUGUUGAAAUUGUCCUUUUUAAAGUAAAACCAAUUCACUAAAGGCCUUUUUUAUUUCACCUACAUGCAAGAAACUUUGCCUUGUGCAAACUCACAGUCCAUCGUUAUCCACCUUUUGGAAAUAUUUACUUGAACCUGAAAAACCUUAAUCCUGUGAGUUGUGUGUGUUGCUUGUACAGCGCCUGUUCAAACAUACACACACACACACACCUGAGCCAUCACUACUCCUCCACCUGUCUGACUUCUACUACAUUGACCUUUGAGUCCAAUCCUUCAAGCUCAUUGGCUCGUCCCUGCUUGACCAAAGAUAACCCACAUAGAUCUGCCCCAGCGCCAUGUUUACUCUCCUCUGCGAUAACGGCUGUGCCACAAAGCCACCGCCUACCUACUUUUUUUUUUUUUUAAGUCGUGCCACCACUUAUGUGAAGUAUUUGCAAAUGUGUUUUGUGUGCGUGAAUGCAUGUAUGUGCCUUUUGACAUCAAGGCAAAAGAAAAAAGAUCACAGAUGGUAGUUUGAUGGGUAUUGCUUUUUUCUCACCCAGCGCAAGCGCAAACAAAAGUAAUCAAUGCUCUUUGAGCAGAAAAAAAUCUCAGUAUUAUGUAAGACAAAGCAAUACAUAGCUGUGUAAAAUAAGUUGUGGAUGUUUUGUAAGGGGCCACAUGAUAUUUAUGUAUCUUUUUGUUCCUGAAUUUGUGACUUUCGUUAGUUUGACUUGUGUAGGAUUUAUUCCUUUUUAUGUAGAGUGAUUUAGUCUUUUUAUUUUGUAAUAUUCAGCUUGAGUACAAGCACAUCACAUUUCAUUUUCAUUCAACAUUUCAUUUUUUUCACACUGAAAAUAUGAAAAAAAGUGUAAAGAUAGACCAGUCUGACAAACUGGGACCUGUCAGAGCCCUGUAAAAUAAAAUGUCUGUAAGAGUGUAUAUGAAUGGUUUAAGAUUCAGGUGUUGGACAAGUAUGAGAACUUGUGAGAGUAAAAACUUGUUUGUGGAGCCAAAUGCACCAUUUCUGUCAAACUGGAGUGAUUUACUGGAAGGCUGAUUAUCUUGAUGACUGAGUAAAGUAAAGAAUUGAUGCUGUGUAAACUAUCUUGAUGAAUGAAGCCCUCCAUCAGGGAUGAGCACUAGUGCCAUACCAUCCUUUGUUAUAAUUUUUUUUUUCCUUAAUUUGCUCUUUCGUGUAACGACUGCAUCUCCCUGUUUCAAUGUUCUGAAGUCACUAACAGACGUUUCCUCUUAAGAUGUACUAAUUUGUUUUGCUGCUGAAAAUGACAAUCCCCUUGUCAUGUUAGGUGCAAAAUGAUUUCAAAGUAAUAUCCAUUUUUAGUUUUGAUAAUUUACACUGCACAGAUGUUUCUACAGUGCUUUUGUAAACAUUUCUAGUGUAUUUGCAAAAAAAUAAAAGUUGCAGUCAAAUGCAAAGUACA